This is a messenger RNA of Cannabis sativa, 937 nucleotides long. RefSeq names its product large ribosomal subunit protein uL14mz. Gene Ontology annotation, cellular component: ribosome; mitochondrial large ribosomal subunit. The coding region runs from base 214 to 714 and encodes 166 amino acids. Gene Ontology annotation, biological process: translation. Lineage: Eukaryota; Viridiplantae; Streptophyta; Magnoliopsida; Rosales; Cannabaceae. The record is from RefSeq and is a predicted model, not a curated record. Gene Ontology annotation, molecular function: structural constituent of ribosome; large ribosomal subunit rRNA binding. The transcript is spliced from 4 exons.
GGUAUUUUUCUCCAUCUAAAAUGAUUAAAGAUAGCAUUUUUGAAAACAUAUUUACAGAAUUUCUAAAACCCCUCACUCUCUCACACACACACACUUUGAGUUCCUAAGCCGCCGCCGACCCUUCUCUCUGCUCUUCAUUUGGACACUCUCUUCUUCCUCAGGCAUUGACAGGAGGAAGAUAAAGAAGAUUUAUAUUCAAUUGGGUUCAGAACAAUGGCUGGUUUUUUAGCUUCAAAGUGUUCUCAUGUUGGCCGUUCAUUGUUGGGAGGUCUUGGGAACAAGUUGUCUGCAACAGUAAGCACACAACAUGAGAUGGCAAACAACAGUUUCUUGUCUCAGCAGAUUAGGAGUUUUAUACAGAUGAGGACUGUACUGAAAGUUGUAGACAAUUCCGGGGCGAAGAAAGUGAUGUGCAUACAAGCUUUGAAGGGAAAGAAAGGAGCAAGACUUGGAGACACUAUAGUUGCAUCGGUGAAAGAGGCCUAUCCCAACGGUAAAGUGAAGAAAGGAAAGGUUGUGUACGGAGUUGUAGUUCGUGCUGCCAUGCAAAAAGGCCGUUGCGAUGGAAGUGAGGUCAAGUUUGAUGAUAAUGCCGUCGUGCUUGUUGACAAGCAAGGUCAACCUAUUGGAACUAGAGUUUUCGGUCCAGUUCCUCAUGAGUUGAGGCGAAAAAAGCAUGUCAAGAUUCUUAGUUUGGCCGGUCAUAUUGCCUGAAACACCGAUUUUCGAGUGGUGUGGUGUUUAAUAGUUUUGAUCAUCCAAAUGGCAAAGAUUUUGGCUUGAUGAUAAUGUCACUUGACUCUGUUGGAAAUAAGGAGUUGAACUUGAAUGUAAAAGCUUAUCAUGAACUGAGUGAGAAGAAGCUAAAGAUCAUAGAACUAUUGUAGAUUGGUAUUGAUUAUAAUUGUGAACAAGAAAGGUUUCUACAUGUUCUAAA